Pleuronectes platessa (European plaice) is the source of this 2470-nucleotide messenger RNA. It is a transcript of the gene rangrf, whose product is annotated as RAN guanine nucleotide release factor. Bases 1360 to 1929 code for a protein of 189 amino acids. The transcript has 4 exons. Gene Ontology annotation, molecular function: sodium channel regulator activity; transmembrane transporter binding; small GTPase binding. The record is from RefSeq and is a predicted model, not a curated record. Gene Ontology annotation, biological process: regulation of sodium ion transmembrane transporter activity; protein import into nucleus; heart contraction. NCBI's taxonomy places the organism in Eukaryota, Metazoa, Chordata, Actinopteri, Pleuronectiformes, Pleuronectidae. Gene Ontology annotation, cellular component: nucleus.
GAACCACGGUUACAUAACACCAACACCAAAUUUAAUGAGCGCUGGUUAAACAGCUCUGACCUCUGGCUUUUUGCUGUAAUGGGGAAUGUGUUUGUACUUACUGCUUGAUUUUGUCACUUUGAGGUCCAAACCUGGGUCCUGUGGGGCCUCUCCUGGAAAACACACAUCAACGAAGCCAAGGUUACCAACUGAAUAAAUCACCCCUGUGUCCUGAUGAUGGUGUUGAACUAAGUCUUGGCUGUGUUCAGAAAGACAGGCCGCCUGGUUCACUGUCAAGCCUAGCUACCCGGCCAAGCUACCCGGCCAAGCUAAGCUAAGGAUGCUAACGUGGCUAAUUACCUGCUGCUUUCCUACAAGAUCCGAAGCUCGGUGUUUAGCACAGAGACUCUGGUGCUGGUCCGGUGAGGCUCCGCGGCGUCAAAGCGUCUUUUACAGGUUGAUCUCAUUCAUUUCACGCGCUGCCCGGACGACGAGGCUGGAUUAUCACCAUGGAUGCUAGCGCUUGGCUUAUCCCUCUCUCUGGCUCAGCCUGGAUCAGCUGACCGGGAACCACACACAGCUGGAGGAGGAGAGGGAUCCAGAUGUUUGACAGCGUGGGGAAUUAUUAGGAUUAUUAUGAUGAAGGUGAUUAUUAUUUGCCAAAAGAAUGUUCAUCAAACCAUUUUUAAGCUUCACCGCAACCAAUUACAAGAUCAACUCAAGUAGUCUAAUAUGAAAUUAUGUUAGUACAUCACUCUCAGGGAAACCUCUAUUUCUGUAUAAAUACUUUUACUUGUGUCAAAAUUGGACAAUUGAUUUGAUUUAAUGUAUCUUCACCCAUACAAUAAAAUGUGGAAACAACUGAAGAGGUAGUUUAUGAUUAUAAAACCAUACAAAUCUUACGGAGAGCAAUGCAUGAUUACCUCAGAUCCAAAUCCAUAUGCAUAUAUUUUUGUUUUUCUUUCUAAAUAUACAGAUAGGCGUCAUUUGGGACUACAAAACAAUCUAGUCAAUAGCAUUGAAACUUUGAGUGCAUUAUUUGCUCCCAACCCUUUUUUACUUAUUUCUUAUAUAUUUAUAUCGCUUUAUCUAAACGUCUGUGCUCUAUACAAGUGUUUUGUAUAUAUAAAAUGUCGGCACAAGGACCAAACAACUCAAAUUUCUCUAACCUUGAGCCCUUGAAACUGUUGUUUUGUAAGCUUCAUGCUUCACACUGGGGUUUGCGACCCACCACUUGAGAACCACUGGUCCAAAGCAACAUCCACUCUUGGUCUGUAGGGGGCAGCAUUACGCUCUUUAGGCCACAAUAUUCCGGAAACUCUGAAGAAGAAGAAAAGCAACAGCCCGAAGAAGGAAAGAAGAACAACGUGACAAGUCGAGAUGCAGGGAGCGGAGCAGCCUCAUCCUCUGUUUGGAGGAGCACUGUCAGCAGUCAUCCCCCACACCGCCACAGACAUCAGCGAGCUGAGGGAGAUCCCGGACAACCAGGAGGUGUUCGCCCACACUCACACCGACCAGAGCCUCAUAGUGGAGCUGGUGGAGUACCAGGCCCAGGUGGCAGACCCGGACUCCGCCAGGUAUCACUUUGAGGACAUCGCAGGCAGCAACAAAGCUCUGGAGGCGGGGGCCUGUGCGGUGAUCAGUGUUGUGGCUCUGCCCAAAUCGGACCUGUCCCUGUCCCAGUGCAGCUCAGCCUGGAUGCUGACGGGGACGCAGAGUGUGUCCAAGUUCAACGAGGAGGCGAGGAACGUGGUGACCCUUCACCUGGGUGUGUUCCGCCUGCCUCAGUUCUCCACAGACGUCCUGAUCACCUUCAAUGACCCGCAGAGCAUCAGCCCUGACAGCACCAGUGCAGCAGCUCUGGAGACACACAAACUGCUGUGGAGCCUGCAGGACUUUCAGCGCUUGUUGCAGACUCUGACUCUGCACAACCCCGGGCUGUUUGAAUAGAACCACUGGCAGCCUCACCUGAUAUCAUUCAGUCUAUCUCUGUGAUACCAGUGUGCUACAUUCAAACCCACCAGGACUGUGCUUAUCCUGGGGCCCCAUGAUAAACAGACCUGUGGGACGCUCUUGAGUCUCAGCCCAGAAGACUUGAAAGCAGUCCUUCCUCUGCCCUGACACACACAAAUACACAUUCUGUUCCACCUCUGACUUUGUCGUACAUUGAAAAUGAACUGAAAAAAACAAAUGAUCACACAACGUGAAGUUAUUUCUAUCAUAAUACAUUUUAGAAGAAAAGAAAAGGACUAUUCCAUUAUUUUUGGAUGGCCUGAGUAAGGCUUAUUCAUAAUUUGAAUGAGUUUAGAAAUUCCCUGCAGACAUGCAGAUUCUCCACUUUUGUCUUCCAACACUUGAGAUAAGAUGAUAUGACCUUUAUUGAUCCUCCGUAGAGGAAAUUCACAAUCGACGCAGCAGCAAAUGUAGUAAAAAUAAAAAUGGAAAAUAUGAAAAUAAAUACAAACCUGUUCUUCUAAAUGUGCCAAGCAAA